Cyprinus carpio (common carp) is the source of this 1476-nucleotide messenger RNA. RefSeq names its product UBA-like domain-containing protein 1. The record is from RefSeq and is a predicted model, not a curated record. Lineage: Eukaryota; Metazoa; Chordata; Actinopteri; Cypriniformes; Cyprinidae. Gene Ontology annotation, molecular function: protein binding.
UGUCCAUCAGUCGGGGCUAAGUGGGACGGCUCAACUGAACUCACAACAUUUUUUUUGUUUUUGUUUCCAGUCGACAAGUUGAUGUUUGAGUGCGGCGUUUUUGAAAAACUGCAAGCUGAAGCUUUGAAACUGACGAAAUCCCACAGGUCUCUGAACUAAAUAUGGACGAGCUAAGGCAUCAAGUAAUGAUAAAUCAGUUUGUUCUUACAGCCGGAUGUGCAGCGGAUCAAGCAAAGCGGCUUCUACAAGCUUCACACUGGCAGUUUGAGACUGCUCUCAGUACAUUUUUCCAAGAGGCUAAUAUUCCUUACAGCCAUCAAAUGAUGUGCACUCCAGCCAACACACCAGCGACACCCCCCAACUUCCCAGAUGCCCUAGCCAUGUUCUCUCGUCUUAAAGCCUCCGAGAGCUUCGGCAACAGCAGUCCCAUCGCUUCUAUGGCCACGUCACCAGUUCCUCACACCAACUGGGCCAUGAGCCCUCCGGCAACCCCUGGUCACCAGGGGCGAUGGACUCCGGGUCAGCUCAUGCCCCAAGCACCCUCACCAGGCUGGCCGGCAGCAGUGACUCAGCAAGCCUCUGCUGAGCAUGCUAGUAUCAUCAUGGAGGCCGAGAGAUAGAGACUGCUUUAACUAGCCAUCACACCUUACAGGAAGAGGAGGAUGGACCUUCCUCUUGAAGACUUCGGCAGUUGUGGAGGUAAAACAGUGCGGCGAGAGCGCUGGGUUGCAGUGAACGGUGCUGGAACAGAGUGUGGCCUCUUCUCUGGGGUCACAGGAGAUCUGGGACUCUUUUUAAAUUGCUUUUCUUUUGGCGACUAACCAAAAAAGAUGGACAGAAUGAAUAGCAUAUUCACAGAAAACCUCAGACAAAUGAAUGUGUUACUGAAUAUUGUCAGUUCUCAACUAAUGGUGAAUACUCUAUUUUGCACUGUGUACUAAACCGCUGCAGUGGAACUAAUAGUUACUCACCGUCAUGUCAUUUUGAACCUAUUCACUUUCAUUUUAUGGACAAAAUACAUCUUCAAAAUAUCUUCUUUAAUGUUCCACAGAGGAAAGAAAGUCAUACAGGUUUGGAAGGACAUGAGGGUGAGUAAACGAUGACGGACUGUCUCUUUAAUCAACAGGUUUACUGCAGAAAACACAUGAUCUUUUGGACUGACCUGUAAUUUUUAACAACUUUAUGACUUUGUAAUUAACUAUAUUGGCAUUUUAUAUUAUAAUAAUGGUAUAAGAAGUGUUUUAUGCCCAGAACAUUGGACUCUCUGGUUCUGCUCAGCACUUGGAGAACAUUAGUUUUAUCUCAAAUCCCUAUUUAAAUAUAUUAAGCAAGAAUAUAUUCCUCCGAUUUCUUUUCACUGAUCAUCUUCCUGUAACUGUGUUCACACUGCCUCCACAAUAUUUGUGGACUAUGUGAUGGUUAUUAUUUCCUGUUUGUUGUGUUUUUAAAUAAAUAUUGUAUGUAUAUAUUGCAAAA